AUCAUUCGUCCUUGCCGCCAUAUAGAAACGCCCGGCAAUUGUUAAAAGCUCAUCCCCAAACGGACGGAUAUAUAAGGCUGUGCGGAUUGCUACCAAAAGCAUCAGUUCUUCCAGCUCCAUCCACUACUAAACAACAAUGCAUCAGUUUGUCCUCGUCGUCGUUUUCGCUGUUGCAGCUUUUGCAGCUGAGCUACCGUACCCCAAACCACAAGCAGCUGGUUAUCCCGCUCCCAGUUAUAACCAGGAGCCCCUGAUGCCGUACAACUUUGGGUACGCAGUCAACGAUGCUCCGACUUACAACAACUUUGCUCACCAGGAGACGGCCGACACCAAAGCCGUGACCGGAUCUUACCGUGUUGCUUUGCCCGAUGGCCGCACCCAGAUCGUCACUUAUAAGGCCGACGAAUACGGAUACGUUGCCGAUGUGAAAUACGAGGGUGAAGCCAAAUAUCCUGAAUACAGUAAACCAGCUUACCAACAAGCUUACCAACCGGCACCAGCCCCCAGCUACAAACCCUGAACACUUAAGUCAGAGCGUUUGAUAACAUCAACAUAUUAGCCCUCAACUUGUAUACAUAAAUCCCAACUAUAGAUACCAAAUAAGCUCUAGAGAUAAACAUUCGGAUAAUACGUGAAUCAAAGAGAAUGUAUUACUUACCUGAUUUCCCUGAACAGUUUUGAACCCCCAAAAUGUGAAAUUUGCAUGCAGAUGAAUCAGAAAUAAAAUUACAAUUUUACCUCUAAA
Molecule: messenger RNA, 745 nt
Organism: Daphnia pulicaria
Lineage: Eukaryota; Metazoa; Arthropoda; Branchiopoda; Diplostraca; Daphniidae
Product: pro-resilin-like
Exons: 3
Coding region: 137-520 (127 amino acids)
Cellular component (GO): extracellular matrix
Source: RefSeq, a predicted model, not a curated record